Vitis riparia (riverbank grape) is the source of this 2456-nucleotide messenger RNA. RefSeq lists its product as uncharacterized. The transcript is spliced from 7 exons. Bases 189 to 1943 code for a protein of 584 amino acids. The record is from RefSeq and is a predicted model, not a curated record. Gene Ontology annotation, molecular function: protein binding. Lineage: Eukaryota; Viridiplantae; Streptophyta; Magnoliopsida; Vitales; Vitaceae.
UGGAUCUGGAUCUACAACGGACGUUGAAGUUAAGAGAACCUAUUUCAACUAUGCUGUGCAAGGCAAGUGGGAUGAAGUGAUGAAAUUCUACGAGCGAAACCACUGGCUCCACCCUGAAAAGAUCACCCGGGGUGGUGACACAGCACUGCAUAUGGCUGUCGGGGAUCACCAAGAACGGUUGUUCAAAAAUGGUUAAGCUUGUUAGUACUCCUGAACAAUAUGAGGGUGUUCUAAUAUCACAAAACGUACAAGGGAAUACCCCUCUCCAUUUAGCAGCAUCGAUAGGUAAUGUUUCAAUGUGCGAAUGCUUCACUAAGGAGCACAAUGAUCUGGUAGGUAUUUGUAAUGAAGAUGGGGAAAACCCCCUCUUCUUGGCAGCUCGCUAUGGUAAGAUAAAGGCUUUCAAUUGCCUCCUACCUAAAGCUUUGGAAUUAAGUGUUGCCUCCAAAACCGACCAUAUCCACUGUAGGAACAAAAAAGGUGAAACAAUUCUUCAUUGUGCCAUCGCUGGAGGACACUUCGAACUAGCAUUUCUAAUAAUUGAAAGAUAUAAAGAUCUCGGCAGAACAUAUGAUGCGGAAGGAGUCAGCCCUCGCCAUCUCCUGGCUAAUCAGCCUACUGCAUUCAGAAGUGGAACUCGCCUCAGCCUGAUUGACAAAAUCAUUUAUCAUGGUAUAUUUGUCCGUCAACCGCAUUUUGGAGAUGCCAAGAAAUCGGACUAUCCAGCAAAGAGGCAAACACUAGUGAAAUUGCUGCCUGUGCUUUGUAACAACAUCAAAGGACUGUUUUUCCUUAUAGUCACAUUUAUCAAAAUAUGCAUUAAUCGUUCAGGUGGAGAAAAAGCAGAAAACGCUAGGACGGCCUUGGAUGAGGAGACGCCUGCACAGGCGAUCUCUGAACAAGGGCCGGCUUCCACCCCUGGUCAAGGUCCUCUUGAGCGCAAUAAUGAGUAUGAAAAAAAGGUAGGGUUUAGUCAACGUCCAGACGAUCGACGUAAUUUUCCAGUGAACUAUGAUACUUGCUUCAACUUCAUCAUGCUUCUAAACAAAGCAAUUCUGUGUAUCCUAUUCUUGGGACUAGGGCGAAGUUAUAUAAACAAGAUGCGGCAGAAGAAAGAGAAGAACGUUUGGUCUGCUAAGGUCUUGGAAAAACUACUUGACAGAGGUAAAGGCGAUUGGUAUGAUUGCGAUGGAAAAGAACCCUCAGAGAACGAGGUUCCCGAUCGAGGGGGGCUUUUGCUACAAAAGGCCCCGGUCCAUGAGGAAAGCUCGGAAGAAGAGUAUGUCCCAAGAAGAAUUGAGACACCAAUACACCAAGAAGAGUAUGUCCCAAAAAGAAUUAAGAAACCAAUACAAGCUGACUAUGGCCCAAGAAUUGACAAUGUCCAAGGAAGAAUUGAGACACCAAUACUAGUUGCGGCAAAGAAUGGUGUAACUGAAAUAGUUGAGAAAAUAGCUGAACUUUAUUCUGAGUCAAUUCUGGAUGUGGACGUCAUGGGCAAGAAUGCAGUGAUGUUGGCAGCAGAGUACAGGCAAACCCAACUAUAUGAGAAAUUAGUCAGUCGGAAACUUCUGGAUGAAAGGGCAUUUCGUGAGGUUGAUCAUAAGGGAAACAGUGCAUUACAUCUAGCUGCAACUUUAAGUGAUUAUCAGCCCUAUCGAUUUGCAGCUCUGCAAAUGCAAUGGGAAAUCAAGUGGUACAAGUAUGUGAAAAAUUCCGUGCCACAACAUUUGUUCUCUCGUCGCAACAAGGCAAACAAGACCCCAAAGGAUGUGUUCAGGGAGUCACACAAAGACCUCGUAGAAAAAGGAGGCCAAUGGCUAAGUAGCAUCUCUAAUUCAUGCUCAGUAGUGGCCACACUUAUCACUACGGUUGCCUUUGCCUCAACAGCCAGUGUACCCGGAGGGGUGAAGGAAAACAGCGCGCAGCAGGCCCAAUCUUGAAGAACAUCCGGGAUUUCUUGUCUUUGCAGUUUCAUCUCUGAUUGGUCUCUGCUUUUCUGUGACCUCUGUGAUCGCAUUCCUGGUCAUUCUCACUUCUAGAUACCACCAAAAGGAUUUUCGAAGAGACUUACCAACAAAGCUGUUGCUAGGUUUGACAUCUCUUUUUAUAUCCUUAGGAGCCAUGUUGGUUUGUUUUUGUGCAGGCCACUACUUUCUCCUCAAAGAUAAGUUGAAACUCGGUGCAUUUCCACUAUAUGCUCUAGCAUGCGUGCCUGUAAUUUUUUUUGCUGUCAUGCAAUUCCCGUUCUAUUUUGAUCUUAUAUGGGGAACGUUUAAGAAGGUGCCACCCCGUACGCCCUCUGGUUAGAGGCUUGUCUUUAUUAUGAUUAUUAAUUUCCUUUUCUUUCUUUCUUUCUUUCUUCUUGGUUUUAUUUUUCCAGUUUUUCUUGGUUUUGUUUUUUUGGUUAUUUUGUUGUGUAUUGAAAUUGCAAAAAAUGAAGAUAUAUAAGCUAU